AUGGCUGAGAACGAGCAUAUCAUGACGACUAGGUCCAAGCAGAAGUCCAGAGUCGACGCAGCCGACCAGCCAGACACCGCGAAUGCCCCAAGUGCCACUAGUUCCAAGCACAUCACGAGAAGCACCUCCAUUACAAACUUCAAGGCUCCCAGCAGAAACAUCGACCUCGAGACUAAUUCGAAGGUCUAUGGAAAGAAGCCUGUCUACAACCCUGAUCCAAACUCAGACUCCGAAGACAACAUCACCGUCUCCAAACCUGUCACUAGAAAGAAACAGGUCUACAAUCCAGAUCCAGGCUCAGAUGCUGAAGACAAAAUCACCGUUGCCGAACCUGCUAGCACCACAAAGCCCAGAGCUUCUAGAGGCAAGAAAGUCCAAGGCAGCAAAUUGUUAGGUUCCAUCAACGACGACAUGCUGGGCCUAGCACUUGAAGACGACAAUGCACCACUCAAAGCACAAGCCAGUACCAGCAAAAACACUGUCACCAAGCACAAAAGUACCACAAAGAAGCCCGAAGCCCCUAGAAAGCAAAAGAACAAGGCUCAAACCUCAGAACAUGAGUUUCAUGAGCCCACUUCUCCCUUCCAAGCCCCUGGACCUCGUGCAACGCACCCUGACUACCCGGACUUGCCUCCUGAAGUCCCUGUCGAUGAUGAAGGAAUCCAAUAG
Molecule: messenger RNA, 669 nt
Organism: Aureobasidium musti
Lineage: Eukaryota; Fungi; Ascomycota; Dothideomycetes; Dothideales; Saccotheciaceae
Source: the annotation of a GenBank genome assembly